CCUUUUUGUUAAUGGAGUGGCCUUCAGUAAAGUUUUUCCUAUGGGUUUUACUAUUCUUUAUUCUCAUUCGUGAGAAUAAAUGCUGUAUUGAGGAAGAGAGGAUCGGUUUGUUAGAAUUGAAGGGAUUUCUGAAAUCCAAUAUUAACAAUACCAACCUUCUUCUUUCAUGGGAUAACGAGGCAAAGAGUGAGUGUUGUAAUUGGGAGGGGGUUAGGUGUAAUGCCACCAAAGGUCAUGUGAUUGAGCUCUCUCUCAACAAUUUGUGGCAAUAUGAGAAUUUUGCCAGUGAUUAUGUCAAGCUGAACGUGUCUCUGUUGCACCCUUUCAAGGAGCUAAGAAUUCUUAAUUUGUCUUCCAAUAGUUUCCCUGGAUGGCUAGGAAUUGAAGAACCCAAUCAUUUUACUAAGCUCAGCAAGCUAACAGACUUAAUUUUAAGACAUAAUUCCUUUGACAAGGAAGUUUUGAAAUUCCUGGAUGCCCUUCCAGUUCUCAAAUAUCUGGACCUAUUUGGCAAUAAAAUGGAAGGGCCUCUUUUGGGCGAAGAACUAGUUGAUUUAAGCAACUUGGAGGUCCUCAUCUUGGGAGCGAAUAGCCUUAAUGGAACCUUGCCAUUCAAGGAUAUGGCAAGUUUCAGCAAUUUGGAGAUUUUAGAUUUGAGCUUAAAUCAUUUCACUGGAAGUAUUUCUCCACAUAUUGCAACACUAUCUUCUCUCAAAGCUAUAUCAUUACAAGGCAAUAGUCUAAAUGGAACUUUAAAUCAAGAACUGUGUUCAUUGAAGAAACUCGAAGAGUUAGAUCUUUCUUCUAAUCAUUUUGAAGGGAUCCUUCCUCCAUGUUUAAACAACUUGACAUCUCUUACGUUGUUCGUUAUAUCAUACAACCGGUUCAGUGGAAUCAUAUCUUCAACUCCAAUAGCUAAUCUAACAACCUUGAAGUUCAUUAAUCUGAGUAAUAAUCUUUUUGGUGGAAACUGGUCUCCAUCUCUAAUAGCCAGCAUGACAUCCCUUGAGAACAUUGAUCUAAGUAACAAUCUUUUUGAAGGUUUAUUCCCAUUUAGCUCAUUUUAUAAUCACUCCAAGCUUAAGGUGAUUCAAUUAUGGAAUGACAACAACAACAAACUUCACAUAGAAACUGAAAACCCCAGCUGGGACCCUUUGUUUCAAUUACAAGUCUUAGUAUUGUCUAAUUGUAAUUUAAACAAUCCCACUGGCGACUUUCUCAAGUUUCUCUUAGGUCAGCAUGAUUUAGAAGUUCUUUUUUUAUCCAAAAUGAAGUUGAAAGGAAGCUUCCCUAGUUGCUUGCUUAAAAACAAUACUGGACUACAAUGGUUGAAUCUUCGAGGUAACUCUUUCAUGGGUCCAUUACAUUUGCCAUCAAAUCAAAGUAUUGAUCUUAAUUUUUUGGAUGUCUCUAAUAAUAGCUUUGAUGGGCAACUUCAAGAAAAUAUAGGAAAGAUUAUUCCAAAAUCAGAGACUCUAAUUUUAUCCAACAAUCAUUUUGAAGGUAGACUCCCAUCCUCAAUUAGUGACAUGAGUAGUUUGAGUGUAUUGGAUUUGUCCUCCAAUAAUUUUUAUGGAGAGUUACCAAUGGAAAUCGUUGCCAAUUGCACCUUAUUGAUGGCUUUGAGGUUAUCAAAUAAUCACUUUCAAGGUGAAUUUUUCUCAAAGCACUUCAACCUAUCCUCAUUGCAGGCUUUGGAAUUGAGCAAUAAUCAUUUCAUAGGUUCUUUUCCAGUGGUACCCUUAAAGUACUUGUGGUACAUAGAUGUUAGCAACAAUCACAUGUCUGGUACAAUUCCUAAAUGGAUAGGAGGAGGUGAAGUUUUCAUGAUAGCAUCGACUCUUAACUUGAGUAGCAACUUUUUUGAAGGUCAUAUUCCAUGUGGAGUAAGUUCAUUUGAUAUAAUAGACCUUUCUCGGAACUUACUUUUUGGAUUGUUACCGUCUUGCUUGAAUUUACAGAACGUCCUACACCUACUUUUGCAUGGGAACAAACUCACAGGGUCACUACCAAAAGCCAUUCUCAAUUCAUCAUCUCUUCUGACAUUGGACAUUAGAGACAAUAACAUUUUCGGCAAAAUUCCUGAAGAAAUUGAUGGAUUUCCAAACUUAAAAGGCCUUUUGUUGAGUGGCAAUAAUUUUAGUGGUUUGAUUCCGAAGAAGCUAUGUAGGUUAAAGAUGUUAAGCCUUAUUGAUCUUUCUAAGAACUCUUUUUCUGGGACAAUACCAUACUGUUUUAUGAACAUAGACUUUGGGAAACCAGUAGAGGGUGUUUUUUACUAUGGCAGUCGUACUUAUACAGCUUUCCUAAGUAGUCUUUUCCCAUAUAAAUCUCUUUUAAAUGUGGUUUUUGAAAUUGAAGGGUCAUUUACUUACUUCUACACUCAAGUUAAGAUUGAGAUGGUGACGAAAUACAGGUCUGACCUGUACAUGGGUCUCGUCCUUGAUAGGAUAUCAGUAUUAGACUUGUCAUCAAACAGGCUAACAGGUGAAAUCCCUCCAGAGCUAGGACAAUUAUCUUCAAUUCAUGCAUUGAACUUGUCUUACAAUCAGUUGAUAGGUUCUAUUCCAAGAACUUUCUCAAAUAUGACUCAAUUAGAAAGUUUAGACCUUUCUCACAACAAUCUCAGUGGGAAAAUUCCUUCAACAUUGACGUUUUUGAAUUUUCUCGAAAUUUUCAAUGUGGCUCACAACAACUUAUCCGGUGAACUUCCAGACAUGAAAGCACAAUUUGGAACAUUUGGAAAGAGUAGCUAUGAAGGAAAUCCAUUUCUUUGUGGUCCACCGCUGGAGAAAAGUUGUGUUAAGAUAGAUGAAUCCCCUCCGUUACCACAAGAAACUUUAGAGGCGAGUGACGGAAAAUGGUAUCAAGUUGACCUUCAAUUAUUUUUUAUAAGUUUAUCAGUAUAUUACAUUAUUUUCAUGUUAGGUGUUUUUAGUAUUUUUUAUAUUAAUCCUCGUUGGCGGAAACAAUGCUUCAACCUGGUUAAUGAUUAUAUGUACCGGUGUUAUUAUUUUGCUUUAGAUUCCCUAAAAGGGGUGUGUAAUUAG
This is a messenger RNA of Quercus robur (English oak), 3050 nucleotides long. RefSeq names its product receptor-like protein 15. The record is from RefSeq and is a predicted model, not a curated record. Gene Ontology annotation, molecular function: protein binding. NCBI's taxonomy places the organism in Eukaryota, Viridiplantae, Streptophyta, Magnoliopsida, Fagales, Fagaceae. Bases 12 to 3050 code for a protein of 1012 amino acids. The transcript has 5 exons.